AGUUUCGCGUAUUCAUUCAUUAACAACCGGAAUCGAAAUUAGACUCGUCCGUUUCGGAGCUUACCGUCGGUCGACGAUGGCGCCAAUCAUCAGAUCUAGCCCCGCUCUCGCUUUCCUCGUUUUGCAGAUUAGCUUGAUCUUCUUUUCUUCCACUCUCCCAUACUCUUCUGGGUCUGAGGAUACUUACGCAAUCACCGGUAGAGUGAAGAUUCCACCAAGCAACGUGAUUGGUCACUUAUCAAAGUUGUCAAAUGUCAAAGUUAUACUCAAUGGUGGACAGAGUGUUACGUUUCUCAGGCCUGAUGGAUAUUUCACUUUUCACAAAGUGCCUGCUGGGACUCAUUUGAUCGAAGUAUCUGCAAUGGGCUACUUCUUUUCUCCGGUACGAGUCGAUGUUAGUGCACGGCACCAUGGCAAAGUUCAUGCAACACUAACCGAAACCAGGAGGAGUCUUACUGAGCUGGUUUUAGAGCCUUUGAGGGAAGAGCAAUACUACGAGAUUCGAGAGCCUUUCUCCAUUUUGUCAAUUGUGAAAAGUCCGAUGGGUCUCAUGGUGGGAUUCAUGGUCGUGGUUGUGUUCCUAAUGCCCAAACUGAUGGAAAACAUAGAUCCAGAGGAGAUGAAGCAAGCACAAGAGGAAAUGAGGAGGCAAGGUGUGCCUUCGCUCUCGAGUUUGUUGCCAAGCGCUGGGGCUAGCCGUUAAAGAGUUUCUCAGUCAGCUCAAUUGUAUCACAAAAUGAGCGGAGAAAGGUUAUCACGUUCUAUUGAGAGACACACUCAUUGUAAUGAUAGAUUUGUAUUAAGAACAUAAGAAAAAAACGAAAAUGUAAUGCAAUGUAAGAAGCAUAAGAACAGAACGAACUAAUAAUUGGAGAGGUUCAUGCUCAUCAUUAAACAUCA
This is a messenger RNA of Brassica oleracea var. oleracea, 900 nucleotides long. Its product is annotated as ER membrane protein complex subunit 7 homolog. Gene Ontology annotation, cellular component: EMC complex. Gene Ontology annotation, molecular function: carbohydrate binding. The record is from RefSeq and is a predicted model, not a curated record. Bases 77 to 703 code for a protein of 208 amino acids. Lineage: Eukaryota; Viridiplantae; Streptophyta; Magnoliopsida; Brassicales; Brassicaceae. The transcript is spliced from 7 exons.